AUGGAGACGAAACCACUUCUACAAAAACCCAGGAAGGAGGAAUCCCUCCUGAAUAUCAGGAACUUAGUGAUGGGAAACAUUGUAGCUGUUCUGUACAAUAUUGCGUCAGCCUUCCAUGCCCCGACUCUCGACCAGUACCUCUAUAAACGGGUGUCGUUGGAAGUAUUCGGCAACAACACAGGUGACAGUUUCAGUCCAGCCAACGUUACCUGUUUCACCAACAAAACAUCCGAAGGCUACAUUCUUCAGGAAAUGGCCCAGAAAGCGACAGCAAACCAACAGAUGUACUUUUCCCUCGUUAAUAAAGCUGCAGCAUUUUUUGGAUCUCUAGUUCUUGGAUCGUAUUCUGAUUAUUUCGGCAGGAAAGUCGUGUUCAUUUUACCAGCCAUAGGCGACAUGCUGAGGAGUGGACUGCUCACGGCCAUCAUCCAUUGGGAACUGGAUCUGAAUUGGUACUACAUCGGGGAAGUUCUCUGUGGAUUGGGCAGUACGAGUAACGGUAUACUUCUUGCUAGUUAUGCUUAUGCCGCAGACAAUACGCCACCCCGAAAGUCUCGGACAAUAGCUAUAGCAGUCAUAGACACAACCAGGAACAUUGCGUAUGCUGGAACCAGUGCUGCCACAGGGUUCUUCAUACAGGACAUUGGGUAUUUCUACCCAUCCCUCGUGUCUGCUGCCAUCAUGCUGGUGCUCAUUCUUGUUGUAGUCUUUUUCAUAAGAGAGAGUAAACAUUCUCUCAAACAGACCCACAAAUCGAAGGUGAACCUUACCCAGGGGAUAAGGGACGUGGUAGGAAUGUACCUGUUUGACAAUACCUGUCGGGUACGGAGUCUUUUCUGGUUGGGUCUAAUGUGCUACUUCUUCUCCCAGAUGAGUGUUAAUGGACAACUCAAUAUAAACACUUUGUUUAUGUUGAACCUACCGUUCUGUUGGACGCCGGAAAAGAUUGGCUACUUCACAAUGGCAUCUUCGAUGGUGACCCAGGUUCUCGGUGUGCCGAUGAUCAAGGUCCUGCAUUACUGUAUAGGGGACGAGGUCAUUGGCGUCCUCAGUGCCUUUACCGUCACAGUUGCCGACCUUUUGCAUGGCUUUGCAACAACAGACUGGAUGAUGUAUGGAUGUAAGAAAUAA
Haliotis rubra (blacklip abalone) is the source of this 1131-nucleotide messenger RNA. Its product is annotated as solute carrier family 46 member 3-like. The coding region runs from base 1 to 1131 and encodes 376 amino acids. Gene Ontology annotation, cellular component: membrane. Gene Ontology annotation, molecular function: transmembrane transporter activity. Gene Ontology annotation, biological process: transmembrane transport. The record is from RefSeq and is a predicted model, not a curated record. NCBI's taxonomy places the organism in Eukaryota, Metazoa, Mollusca, Gastropoda, Lepetellida, Haliotidae. The transcript has a single exon.